AUUAUUAAUUUUUUAAUAAUUCUUUUUCAUCACUUUCAGCUUCAUUUGCUCACUUGUGCAGAUCACCAUAGUGGGAUGAAGCCUGAAGAAGAUGCUAAAAGUAGAAAGAACAUGAGUUGACACUCACUCCGGAUCAGUAAGUUGAUUCCUUCAUUUUGGAUCUGUAACCUUGUUUUUGGGUCUUCAGAAGAAAAUCUAGUAUGGAUCUUUUUCAAGGACUCUGGCGACGCAUAUUUGGUUCCCAAGACGAACGUCGUGAUGAUCAUAAUGUUCGGAACAGAAAUCCGGUGUACAAAAAUCAUCUAGUGAAUACAACCCCACCAAAUUUUCCAAGCUCACGGGUGAUUCUGGUGACUCGGGUGACGCGGAGUGCUCCAUUUGAUCAACCAAAUGUCGGCGAUUCAUCGACAACCAAUCCACAACAUAUUCAGGAGUUAUUGGAAAGAAGUAACGAAGUUCAUCAGAGUUCAACAAGUUCUAGACCAUUUCAAUCUUCAUAUAAACCAUCCCAUGGCCAAUCUUCUUCUAGUCCAUCUCCUUCGUCCCCUAAUUCGGCAACAUCUUCAUCUAAACCACCUCCAUCUUUCCCCAAACCACAUCAAUCUGCAUCAAAACCGUCUCCAUCUUCAUCUUCCCUUAAAGACCCAACAUAUCCUUCUAAAUCGUCUGCAUCUGCAUCUUCAUCUGAUCUGCCUGAUCUGCCUCCCUCUUCUUUUAGUCCAUCUUCUAAAUCAUCUGUAUCUUCCCCCAACAACCCUAAACCCCCUCCAGAUUCUUCUCCAACUUACUCUAAACCUCCUCAAUCUUCACCUUCACUAGCCCCAUCAUCAUCUAAGCCACUCCGAUCAUCCCCGAAGCCCGCCGCCCCAUCUUCAUCCCAGAAACCCGCAUCUUCUCAUAAACCAUCUCUAUCUUCGCUGAAAGGUACAUCACCUAUAUAUGCAAUUCCUGAGGAUAUCAAAGGUCUAAUCGAGAGAGGCAUCGUGCCUACAGUUCUAAAGCAGCCUUUGUCUUCUUUUAAUUAUAAGCGCUACUUUGCUGCUCUGUUAUAUGCUGAGGAUUACUACUUGGAGAAAUGGAGUAAUUUCCCAUUGAAGAACGUGAUUUUGGAGUUGGAUGAAGCAGAAAAUAAAAAAAGGUCAAACAAGUACAAAAAGUAUGAUGGAAGUGUUAAGAAGGAUGAUAAAAUCUUUGUGGCAUUUGAGUUUGAUUCUGCUCCUGAGAAGCGGCCAUUCCUUUUAUCAAGGGACUUGGUCUAUGCACGACCUUCGGGUAAAAAAGUCAAGCCGUUUCAGGGUUUUAUCCAUCGCGUGGCGAAGAGCACCCGUGUACUAGUCAAAUUUGGAGAUGAUUUCCAUUCACAGCAUUCUUCGACCUGCAAAUAUGACAUCAGCUUCUCAUUCAACAAAGACUGUCUAAAAAGGGCUCGCCAAGCAAUUGAAGCUGCAUCAGAUCCUUUGUUCCAGAACUUCCUCUUUCCUGAAUGCACUGACCGAAAGAACACCCCACCUGCUCAGUUUCCUGACUAUCAGGAACUUGGUAUAGAUGAGUUUGCUGCCGUUCAUCACAUUUUAAGCUUUCACGGCUCACCACCUUAUCUUCUUGGGGGCUCACUCAGUGUAACUAAAGCGGAUAAGUCUGCAACUAAAGAAGCAAAACUAUCAAGAACUGGAGUGGUUGUUCGAGAAGCAGUAUUUGAAGCAUAUAAAACCUCCCCAAAUAAUCGAAUUCUUGUAUGUGCUCCUAUAAACAGAACAUGUGACGUGCUGAACAGAAGUCUGAAGGAGAAGAUCCCAGAAUCGGAUAUGUUUCGAGCCAACGCUGCAUUUCGAGAGAUAGAUGGGGUUCCUAUUGACAUUCUUAGCUCAUGUCCAAUAGAAGGGGAAUGUUUUGCUUAUCCUUCCGUCCAACAACUUCUGAAAGUCAGGAUAAUUCUCUCAACUUUUGUGAGUAGCUUUCGAUUGCACAAUGAAGGCAUAGCUGCUGGACAUUUUAGCCAUAUUUUUCUAGUGGAUGCCUCAUCAGCCACGGAGCCGGAGGCAAUGGUAGCUUUGGCUAACUUUGCUAAUGAUAAUACAUCAGUUAUAGUUACUGGUGCACCCGGGGACCAUUCAGGUUGGGUCCGCUCUGACGUGGGUAGGAAAUAUGGAUUGAGGAAAUCAUAUUUUGAAAGACUUCUUGAACUCGGGCCAUAUAGGAUCCCCAACAAUCCAAUGUUCAUCGCAAAGCUGGAUGCCUUUGACCGAUAGUACCUCUCUGUCACUCACUUGAAUCUCUACUGUUUUUGUGUGAACAGAAAUAUGCACUUGUGUACAUGCUCUCAUCUUACUAGGCUUUUCUAUUUGUGUGUCUUGUUUCUGCAUCGUCAUCUAAACUGUAUAUGUACAUUCUCCCAUCGAAUGCUCUCUCUCUUCCCAUGAACUUGUGUUUUUGGAUGACUCAUCAGAUUCAUCUAAUGUAUUAUUUACAAGCAAUAUCCGAUUCCUGGGAUUAUUGUGUUACUUCA
Messenger RNA from Corylus avellana, 2506 nucleotides. Its product is annotated as putative RNA helicase SDE3. NCBI's taxonomy places the organism in Eukaryota, Viridiplantae, Streptophyta, Magnoliopsida, Fagales, Betulaceae. The record is from RefSeq and is a predicted model, not a curated record.